GAAUCUUUCAGGUGAUAUUGAAAUGUGAAAUUGCUAGGGUUUUUGAAAUGCUUGAUGUUAGAGAUUGGACUGAUUAGAGAGUAGGGUUCUGUUUUGAACUGGGUUUAGGGGAAAAUGGAGGUAGUGGAAGGUUGUGGGGUUAGUGAAGUAGAAAAUAGGAGGAGGAGAGCUGAAGAGAGAUGUGGGGAGUUGGAGUUGGAGAUUGUGAAGAGAAAGAGUGAGUAUGAAGCUCUUGAGGUUAAGUUUCGGGCUUUGGAAAGCGAAAAGCUUGCGAUGGAAGAAGAGAUUAGGGCAUUGAAGAGAAGGAGUGGUGAAAUUAAGGAGCAAGGUAAUGGUGGUGGAGAUGAGAAGAGGAAGUUGGAGAAUCGGAUGGAGAUAGUUGUUGAUCUGGAUGAGGGUAAUGUGGAGGAAGAUAGGGUGUUUCAGCUUAUGGUUGAGAGCGAGGUGUUGGAGUGUGAGAAGAAGAAAGCUGAAAGUGAGGUCGAGGCUUGGAAGCGAAAGUUUGAAGAGUUGGAAAUGUGGGCGUUGAAGUUAACUGGGGAUUCCGUUGAAGCGAGCAGGGGAACAGAACCGAAUGAAAGGAUGAGACCUGAGGAUGGGUUGAAGGUUGGAGUUGGCAUGGAAAGUUCGAGGAGCAAAGAUAUAGCUGUGAAUGUAGUCGAUCUUAGCUCUAAAUAUAACUCCCCUGGUAAAGGGAUCUGCCAUCUGCAAGCAGCAGGUACACCUCCUAACAUCACACUUAAUGAGCAUCGCGAUGGUACUAAGGAAAGAAAGAGAUCUGGUAUGGAAUAUGGUAAAGUUAGUCAAGCAAGAAAACAGCUGGAAUUCAAGGACGAUAGAAGUCCGUGCAAGAAGAUAGCUCCAUGUACGCCAUGUGGUAACAGACCUUACUCUCAUAGUGUCAUUGAUAUCAGUGACAGUGAUGAUGAACUUAUUGCUGAUAACGAAAGAGUGUUGGCUACUGAUAAUCCUGGAAGCAGAAAGUUCUUCAUUUCAUAUGAUUCUGUAAUAGGAGAUUUGGCUACCAAAAGCAUUUUAAAGCAGGCACAUACUGAACAUAAUGAUCAAGAAGAUGUGGAUAGUUACAAUGAGAAAUUACUGGCUUUUUCAACACCCAAAAGAAAACGAGCUUCUAAUGUUGUGACCAGUGACUCUGAAAGUAGUGAUGAUAAUAUUCCUAUCAGUUCAGUCAAGAGAAUGUAUCUUCAGGAAAGAAAACAUGAUCAAGUAGGAUCUGAUGUGAAUGGCAACUUAGAGACUGCUACUGCUUCUGCGAUUGAUGAUGCUAGUUUUACCUUUCCAAAGCGGCGCCUAGGUAGGUUGAGAAAAUGUGGGGAAACAGAUCAGGCACAAUGGAAUUCAAGUCAGACUAGUGAAACUAAAAAUUAUCGAGGACCAAACAAGGAUGUUGAAGAAGAUGAACCUGAAGAGGUUGAAUCGGAGAGUGAAGGUGAGAGCUUGGGUGGGUUUAUUGUGAACAGCUCUGAUGUUUCAGAAAGUAAUGCUGCUUCUAGUGAGUCAAAUAGUGUGUCAGAUGAUGAUGUGAACUUUGAGAAUGCUCUAUCAAUAUUACAAAGGAACAAAGAUCACAACACAAAGUGGGAAUACGAGGCAGACAUGCUUGCUGCAUUUGGUAAGGAUCCAGAGCUGUGCAUGAGAGCUGUAUGUGCUCUUUAUAGACAGCAAACUUCUGGGGAAAAACUUAGUAGGGGGACUUUGUGCUACAAUUCUCGUGGCUUUAGCAAGGUUGACGCCCCCAGGGGCUCUAAGUUGGCUGAAAUUCUUACUGGUGGAGACCCAAAUGGUGAUCUGAAUAUAACUGUGGAGGAGUUGGAGGAGCAUGACCCCGAAGCCAUUGAAAUAUGUAGAACAUUAGCGACACGUUACUCUAAGCAACUGUUUGAGAUCUACAAAAACAAAGAGGAUCCUCUCUUUCUGCCUUCUUGACGGUGCAAGCAAUUUACCUCUAAUGACAUGUAUGUAUAACCCACAACCUCUGCUGGAAGGCUAUCAGAGAUGAGAGCAGGUUUCCAUUUUGGCUGCCUAGUGUGUAUCUUCUUAGUUGGAGAUUUGUAUAUAAAACAUACUAGGAACAUAAAAAAAAAAUUAGGUACCAAUGUCUCAUGUCUAUGUAUGCUAAAUUGGUAUUUUUGUUGUACAGUUAGCUAUAGGCUCUGAUGGGUUUCCUCCGUUGAUUACAUCUUUUCUCUUUUCCAUGGAACUUUUCUUUGGCAUCCAUCAAUCUUCAUGCUCACUGAAAUAUGACACUGUAUAUUCAACUUAUAUUAUUGGGGAUUUCAGGACCCCCAAAAAUUGGUAUC
This is a messenger RNA of Fragaria vesca subsp. vesca, 2321 nucleotides long. RefSeq lists its product as uncharacterized. The coding region runs from base 115 to 1947 and encodes 610 amino acids. Lineage: Eukaryota; Viridiplantae; Streptophyta; Magnoliopsida; Rosales; Rosaceae. The record is from RefSeq and is a predicted model, not a curated record. The transcript has 3 exons.